Molecule: messenger RNA, 6986 nt
Organism: Sitodiplosis mosellana (orange wheat blossom midge)
Lineage: Eukaryota; Metazoa; Arthropoda; Insecta; Diptera; Cecidomyiidae
Exons: 9
Coding region: 1033-3198 (721 amino acids)
Biological process (GO): cellular response to calcium ion; regulation of calcium ion-dependent exocytosis; calcium-ion regulated exocytosis
Molecular function (GO): phosphatidylserine binding; clathrin binding; SNARE binding
Source: RefSeq, a predicted model, not a curated record
AGUCUAGCAGAGAUAAGCGAAUGUGAAGGACGUGUUCUAAACGUGUAGUGUAAGAAUUUCUGUUUUUUGUGUGUGUGUGUGUAAAACCAACAGUUAGUUGUGCUUUCUCACGCUCUAUAGAUUCUGUUCCUUAUUUCGGUUUGUUUCCUUGUUCUCCGUUUUAAUCGAUUUUAAUUUAAUGGCAUUUUACAUUUGUUAUGCAAACUCGUUGAUGUGCUUUUAUUGUGUGUGAGAUUUGGUAUUUCGUAGUGUGAAUGAUUCAGGAGGAAGGCUGCUUCUGCAACAUAUUCCAAUCGAUGGAUCACAAGAGAAGAAAGAAAAUGAGCGACAAGAAGACACAUCUGCGUUUUGAAUUAAUAAUCGCGUUGACGCUGAUGUGUUGCUUGUUUAGACUGCCAUCCAGCCAUGAAUUAAUUAGAAAAGAGCGAGACCAUAGUUUUACCCAUUAGAAUAAUGUGGUACUAAUUUGAAUGCACUUAGCCGGUAUCUCUGGUCGUCGAUUGAAAGAGCAGUUUUGCAAAUGGUUUGUUGGGGUUGACCCAGUUAAAAUGAAAGUGGAACUGUGUUUGCAUUAGAAAAUCGAGUACAAAACAGAGACGACGAAAAUACAUACACGUAUUGAAAGUUUAAAUUGAAUGUGCCAGUGAAUCAGGAGAGAGUGAGGGAAAGAGAAACGAGUGUUCCAGCAUAAAUGAAUAAAGAGGGAAUUGGAUAUCGUUUCGAAAGCGAGUUUUUUUUUGCCGCAAUUUAAACCAUCGUGUUGCAGACUCAAAAGCACAUUAAAACAACAACGUCGACAACGACGAAAACAACAUAUUUCCAAUACCGCACACUUUUUUAUAUGCAUGUCGCAUAAUGUCGGUGGUAAAACUGCAUCGACCACAUUGACGCCCGGCCAUUUCUGCAUAUGAUAUACACACAGAACAAAAAAAAACACGCGCUGCGUACCAAAACUAAAAUCAAACCACUAAGCCAACACGCAUAAAAUCAAGAGAAACAGUGUUCAACAACAACAAUAGCCAUAUAAAUAACAUGGAAGCACUGCAAGCCAUAGCAACAAGUAUCGGUGUGAUUGGACUGAUUUUAUUGAUGGUAUUGCUGGUACUGCACUUUUUUGGAUCAAAAACAGCUGCAUGGAUCCACUCAAAUCGAGAAGAGAAAAUUGGGUUUUCCAAAAACCGAAUCUAUCAUGCAAAUGGAUAUCUGAUCCAAUCCGGUUCGGAGUUUUUGUUAAAUUCAACUGGCAGUUUUAAGCAUUUUGAGUCGAUUGACCGUGACUAUAAACCCGGCGAUCCAGCCACACAAUCACCAUCGUGGAAUAUUAACGUACCGGAGAUACCGCCACAGCCAUUACGACCUGCACCAAAUUCACCCACAUUCCGCGAACGCAAGAGAUCGUUGGAUAAAUCACCAACAAAGCUAACACCCGAAGCACAAAGCAUUCAGUUCCAAGUGAAUCGUCAAGUGAUUGACGACAAAAGUACAGUCAUUCCACGGCCAGUGACCAAACGGCAAUUUUCCAGUCCAGCCAAUUGUGGUGUUGCGCAUAUCAAUUUAUCGGAUGUGGUGGCUAAAAUUAACAAUGGCCCAAAAUCAUGUACAAAUCCAUUUCUCAAUGGGUCUCUAUCGAUAUCAGAAGACGAUAAUUCCAAUAGUAUCGAUCUAAAUGUGAAUAAAAACCAAUACAAUAGUGCCAAAGUGCAGACAUUUCACGCCGUCGACGACGAAAAAUUACAGAAAAAUCCAUUUUCGAAACGCCAUCGACAUGAUGAUGUAUCAUUUUUCUCAUUUCCCUCAAAUGGUAACAUUGAUGACGACGGUGGUGACCACAACCAAACGACAAAUACGACGAAAUUCGAAAUUACGGAAACGACUGACACUUUGAUUGAAUUAAAUGAACCAACAACAACAUCCACAAGCAUAACAUCAACUAAUGAAGUGACACUAUUAGGCCAAAUAAAUUAUGCACCAAAUAACCAACAAAUUAAUCACAAUCGCUCCCUAUCCGAUACGGGAUCAAACAAAACACUAGCCACGGAUAUUUAUGAGCAAUCAACAGCAAUCAAUAAUCCAUUUGUCGCUGGUAAUCUACAUAAAACCGUUUCGGACACAUACCUCGAGCAAUAUUCCACACAGAAAAAACUACUCACCAAUGCGUUGAAUCGUACACCGAGCGGCCAAUCAAUCCUGAAUUCGGCCAGUGAACAAGCCAACAAUUUACAAACAAACGAUACCGAAUUAAAGCGAGCCAUGUCUUGUGAUUCUGUCAAUUCGGAAUCGUCAGUGUUGCUGGCCGAUUUGGAGCUACAGAGCAAUGUGCCAACCGUAACUGGUCAACUGUGUGUUGGACUGCAAUAUGAUAAAAACACACUGACAGACGAAGGCAUUGAAAUUGUGUUAACCGUAAUGGAAGCAAAAGAAUUAAUUGGACCUCCGGAUGCUGAGCAAUUUGAUACAUUUGUUCGAAUUUAUAUGGUUCCCGAUGAAACAGUAGCACAACAAACAAAAUUGUUCCGAAACUCAAGAUGUCCGAGUUACAAUGAGACAAUUUCGUUUUGGUUAAGUAAUAAAACACAAACACGACGAACAUUAUGGUUUCACGUGUAUCACAGUGGAACCGUUCAUACGCUUAUCGGUGAGACUGAGUUUCAAAUCGGCGAUGUUCGUCGUCCAAUAACAACCUGGCUCACAUUAUCCGAUUCGAGACACAACAAAAGCCCAUAUGGAGAAUUAAUGUUUUCAUUGAGCUAUUUGCCGACUGCCGAAAGAUUAACUGUUGUCGUUGUAAAGGCACGAAACCUUAAGCUCAACGAGGACGAUCCAAACAAUUCGCAACAAAAUGUUUUCGUUAAGGUUUAUUUGCAAAAAGAUGAUAAAAAAGUGUCAAAAAAGAAGACAAACGUGAAGCGGGCGGACAGUUGUCCGAUUUUUAAUGAGGCGAUGAUAUUUAGUGUGCCACCAUAUAUGUUGGGUGCGAUUCAAGUGCGUUUGACAGUGAUGAGCAUGCCGGAGCCAUCGUCAGCAAACAGUGAGAAUAGCAAUACCGUUACAGGACCCAAACCAAUUGGACAUGUUAUUGUUGGAUGUUCAACAUCCGAUAAGGGCUUACGGCAUUGGAACCAAAUGAUGACGUCGUUACGAAAACCAGUGGCUAUGUGGCAUGCGAUAAGGCGCAUCUCACAACCCCAAACAGGAUAAAAAAAAGAAAACGUUUUCGUAAACAACUGCCAGUGGUGCUUAAAUCCAAAAUCGAACAUCUCACUGACACUUUCUUCAUUUUCUGCGGGAACACAAGUCCAUGUCUUGUUUUUAUCCCUCCUCCCCGACAUACAGACACACGGCAGCCUUCGAGGUAGGAGUAUACACAUACACAAUCUUAUAUUUGCUCUGAACAUAAUACACAAUCACUCUACGGCCAAACAGACAAUAUUCGGCAAAAAGAAAACAAAAAUAUCAACAAUUUUUCAGGAGAUACAAAAAAAGGAAGGAACAAGAAUAGAAAUAGAUCGAUUCACAAACAAAACACUCAUCACAUUUUUCGGUGAAUACCUCAAUCCUCCUUCUUGAUAAACAAACAUUUGGUAAACAAAUAUGAUUUCAAUUUACAAACAUUAAUAAAAAAACACACAUUUUUAUGGAAUUUUUGAAAGAUCCUCCUCUUGUGAUAAUCGUUAAAUAUAUUGUCUCAUAUACAUAUUGGUUAUUGAAAUUGAACGUUGAUAUACCGUAGAUUUGAUGUACAAAAACCAAACAAAAGAUGAAAUAAGACAUAAAAAAUUUGUUGCACAGGAUAUUCGUAGUGUAGGAGUCGAAUAUUUUUAGACGAUUGCAGAAAUGUUUAUUAUAAUCAAUCGCAAGGUUUCACUAUCCGUAGGCCAGGAUGUGUAUUGAAUAUGAAUUUGCGAAUGAACAAAACGAAAUUAAGAGUUGAACGAAGUAAUUUGUUGAGCAAUUUCUCCCACGCCAAAAUUCUUCAAUAUUUCCUUCCAGUUUAAUCAAAUCAUUCUUCCAAUACUCUGAAAUUCUUUUCAUCAAAUUUAACCUGAUUUGCGUAUUGUUCUUCUUCUUUUUGUAAAUCAACAAAAAACGAAUUUUCACAGCCAUGCUGCAGAGAAAAUGAAAAUUCAAUUGAAUGCGCAAGAAAUGUGCUUGUAAUAAUUUGAUUCGACAAGAAUUUAUGUAAAAUAUAAUCAAAAAAAUAUGAAAAUUCUGCACAAUAUUUUGUAAACUCUAACAUUCCAACGCUUCGUCCGCACGCGACUGAUUUUUUUCUAAAAAAUGAACAACUCUCAGAUUUUAAACGUCAUUCUCAAACAGAAGAAAACAUGGUUUUAUUACAUGUUCCACAAAAAGACUUUUCAACGGAUUUUAUUACAAACAUUUUAUUUUCAACGAUUCCCAUCGUUUCCAUUUUGGCCGCUAUUUUUUCCAGCCAAACUCAAUCGCAUUAUUUCCAUCGAUUCAGUGGAAUUAUUUAUUUUGAACAUUAAACAUUCAUUUGCGAUAUUUUAUGCGCAAAUUCAAUGGCUGAUACAAUCUGUACAAAUCUAAUAUCUAUUUACUAUAUAUUUAAGCUUAGUUAGGCUCUAUAUACAGACGGAAAAAGAAACUAUACCGAGGAAUAGCAUCACAUUCUCAAUCACAAUUAGCCAACAUGAACAUCUAUAUCUCAACACAACAGCGAACAGCAAAAAUCUUUUUUUUUUCAAAUUGCACUCGUAUAGAGAGUAUUUGUAUUUCUGCCGCUUAUCUAUAGAGAUGUUGGUAUACAGCUACACAAACACUCUCUCUCUUACACAAUUUAUAUCCGUUUUAUUUCCACUUUUAUUAAUAUAUAAUCAUCCACUUGAAUGGGUAGUUGUACAAUGUUCAUUGCUACGACGCGUACUGCAAUUGUAUUGGCUUGCCGUCGUGUUGCCGACGAAAUGCAAUUUUACAAAUUAAACUUCAGCUCGCUCCAAAAGUGUGCAACACACAGUCUCUUUUCCCAGGAUUAUCCGGAAAACUAACAGAGACAUUGUUGAAUAUAACUCCUUGUUUCCAUGGGAAAAUGUGUGAAAACUAAUUUCUUGUGGAUUUAUUGGUUUUCGGAUAUUUCUACUUAUGAAAGAGACAGACAGAGAGAGAGAGAGAGAGAGAGAGAGAGAGAAAGAGAGGCAAUUUAAUAAUAUUCCACAAGCAUCGACCAUAAUUCGAUUCAAGUAUUUAUGAAGUAAUUAUAUAUGGAAACAACCCGAUCGAACGAAGACAAUAUCGAAUGGACAAGGAUACGUAGUAAAAACUCAAAGCACUAGCGAUGAAUAUAUAUAUUUUUCGACGUAAAAGACACGACUUCCCAUAGAGACACAUUGAUAGCUUUACACAAAGGAAUUAAUAAUACAAUCAAUAGAAAAAAAACACGCAUUUCAUCCAUCGGGUCAGACACAGUCGAUAUGAAAUUAAAAAAAAUCGAUGAUCACUUGAUUAAAUCACAACAUUUGUCUAAACAAAUAUAUAAUAAACACUCGAACAAGCAUUAUCAAUGAACAAAAAGAAAAUAACUUAUCAUUGUAACUGCGCUCAUGUAAGAUAAGUUUUAUAUUUUCAACUCAAGUUUGAGCACGCUCUUUUCAUCGCUCACUAUUGCAUUUGCUUUCAAAUCGGAUGUAAUCUCCAAACCGAAACUUCAAUCACUGAUUUUAUUUUACACAUUAACACUAAUCCGAUGUUGGGACCUUUUGCCCCAAAUGUUUACGAUCACAAACCCUAGUAUUGUAUUAGAAGUAACGGAAGUAACCGAACAACUUUUCGAAAAUAUGCAACAUGUAAAACAUUUCCUUUAAUUAAUUCGUAGAAAUUCCGAACUUUUGCAACUUCCCUUUUCAGGUUUGUAGAGUGACAGAGAAUUUAAUCCACCGUAUUACUUUCCUAUUCUGUUGGAAUGUAGAAGAAAUGUUCAAAAUUAAACUCAGUAACAAAAAAUGUCAAAAAACUCACCAGUCAGUAAAAUAUGCUUACAUCAGCUUAUUGCAUGUGUAUACUUAUUGUGUAUCAUACAACAAAUCCCAUAUCAGAGAGAAAAUCUACGAAAAGUAUCAUGAAACCAAAAAUAUGUCUAUAACUCAUCGGUUCUUGCGAUGUGUAUUUCAUACAUUUAUUGAUUAGAUUUGGGUUUCAAACAUCGGAUCAGUGUUAAUUGAUACCGAAUUAAGCAUUCAUAUGCAAAUGCAUAGCUACGGAUAAAUCCAUUCAUAACCUACAGCGGAAAAAUGAACAGCUUAAAAAGUAAUGAAGAAAAAGAUGAAAUUAAAUUUUAUCAGAUCAUGUUUGAAUUGAAAGGUUACAAAAUAAUAUCGACUUUCGUAAAUAAAAUCUCAUUAUACUCAAUUAAAGAGCAUAACGAGCGUUCAUAAUAAAGCUUUUUUAUGGAAUUUAAUUUUCAUUCCACUUUUUGCUACAGAUGCGCUCACAAGAAUGAGUCAUAAGUGCGCAAUGUUACCCUUAUGUAUGAAAUGUGUAAAGAUUGCUUGAAGUAAUAAACUGAUGGCAGACAAUUAUUAUGUUAUUACUGAUACUGUUCAUUAUUAAAUACGUAUUUAAAUAUUCAUGAGAAACGGCUGUUUUAAUCAAGUUUUGUCUAUCAGAAAUUGAUUAUUCUCAUUUAUGUAGACAUGGUGGAAAAGAACACCCACCCAAAUACACACAUACAACCCAAAAUAGAUAAGCAUAUAAAAUAAAAAAUAAUAAAAUUAUUCUUGUAAUUAAAAUAAAUUCAACAAAACCCUAAUUAAGAAGAUGCAAUUUGUUGAGUGGAUUGCUGUAUGAGGCCUGAAAACAAUAGUGAUGAUCUAUAUGGUUCAAACAAGAUUGGUUUUUCCAAAAUUUAUGAAAAAAAAACAAAAACAAAACAAUAACCUUAAAUUGGUGUAAUGAAAUAAAAUUAAAUUGCAACAAUGUAUGUAACACAAAGAACAAAAUAUAUCUUAUCUUCGUCAUUUAUCACAAAA